Messenger RNA from Theobroma umbraticum, 2929 nucleotides. Its product is annotated as fas-binding factor-like protein. The record is from RefSeq and is a predicted model, not a curated record. Gene Ontology annotation, biological process: cytokinesis by cell plate formation. NCBI's taxonomy places the organism in Eukaryota, Viridiplantae, Streptophyta, Magnoliopsida, Malvales, Malvaceae.
UCUCAUGCUUUUCCAUUUUGUCUCACAGAAAAAAUGCUCUGUUUUUCUCACCUUUUACUGAAAAACAGGGACUUCUCUUCGAUCACCCUGUGACAAUGGAUAGGAGGAAGUUAAUAUUCGAGAGACAACAGAGCACGGAGGGCCCUGGGACUCCAGGGACACCGGCGAUGCCGUCGCCGCUUCACCGCCACACGCAGUCAGGAUCGGGCUAUGGGAGCAUGGGGAAUGUGAGGAAAGCGCAAACGAAAGCGGCAGCGCAGAGGCUGGCGGCCGUUAUGGCACACCAGCAAAACGAUGAGGAUGAUGAUGAAGAGGACCAGCUUGAUUAUAAUAACAUUAGUGGCACGGGAGGCAUUGGACUCGUCGGUGGAAGAGCAAUGCGUGCUCGCUCUCCUAGGAUAGAUAACAAAAACAUGGCUCAAAGGCGAGUGCCACAGAUAAGGACACAACAACAACCAGCUGAUGAGGACAAUGAUGAAGAUGAUAUUUUAGUAAGUGGCACGGCAAGCAUAGGGCUUGCUGGUGGAAGGGGAAUGCAGUCACGCUCUCCUAUGCACAAAAACAUGCCACAAAGGCGAGCAAUACCACCAGUGAUGACACAGCAAGGAGCUGAUGAGGAAAAUGAUGAGGAUGGGCUUUUAGUCAGUGGCACAGCAAGCAUAGGUCUCGCUGGUGGAAGGGCAUUGCACUCACGCUCUCCUGCAAAGAUAAACAUACCUCAAAGGCGAGCACCACAGGUAAUGAUUCAACAGCCAGCUGAUGAGGACAAUGAUGAGGAUGACGUUUUAGUGAGUGGCACGGCAAGCAUAGGGCUCGCUGGUGGAAGGGCAAUGCAGUCACGCUCUCCUGCGACCAAAAGCAUAGCUCAGAAGUGUCUGCCACAAGUUACUACACGACAACCAUCUGACAAGGACAAUGACGAGGAUGACCUAUUAGUUAGUGGGAGAGCAAGCAUAGGGCUUGCUCGUGGUAGGGCAAUGCAGUCACGCCCUUCUAUGGCCAAAACCAUGGCUCAAAGGCCAGUGCAACAUGUAGCACAACAACCAGGUGAUGAGGACAAUGAUGAGGAUGACCUGGCAAAUAAUAGUCCUUCAGUGAGUGGCACACCAAGCAUUGGGCUUGCUAGUGGAAGAGCAAGACUGCCAUCUUCUCCCUUGUCAGUUCAUACCAAUCAGGAUCAACCACCAUCUACCCGUUCCACACCAGGAACUCGAACCUCUCUAUCUGUCGACUCUAUGGAGCAGCCAUCAUCAGCCCAUUUAAGUGGCCAACCAUCACACUCUGUCAACUCUGUUGAGCAAUCCAUGUCACCUUAUUCCACUCCAGCUGGACGACCAUCUCUGCAGAGUUCUAUAGAGCAGCCUUUGUCCACUCAAGCUUCAACUGCUGGCCAAUCACCUCCAUUAACCAGUUAUAUAGAACAACCUUUAUCUGCUCGUUCCACAGCAUCAGGUUGCCAACAUUUAGGAGUCAAGACAGUUCCGGUGGUACCUUCUAUUGUGACUAUGUCCCUGAAGCCAACCUCAUCUGUUAGUACAACAGAGGCUUCAACUGAUAGUCAGAGAGAUAAAAGAUUGUUAGCAGAUUUUGGGAAUAUGAGCAGCUUAAAAGAAAGGGGACGUCAGCAGUCCACUUCUGCUCUACAAGAUGAGCUUGAUAUGCUACAGGAUGAAAAUGAAAGUUUACUUGAAAAGCUUCAACUUUCAGAGGAAAGGUGUGAGGAAGCGGAAGCGAGAGCUCGGCAGCUUGAGAAACAGAUUGCUAAUCUUGGAGAGGGUGUAACUCUAGAAGCACGUCUUUUAAGCAGAAAGCAGGCAGCCCUGCAGGAACGGGAGGCCGCUUUAAGAGUUGCAGCACAAACUCAGGGCGGUAAACCUGAAGAGAUUUCUGCUCUUCGGACAGAGGCUGAGACUGCCAGAGAUGAAGCAAUGUCUGCCUUAGAGAAGCUCCAGGAAGCGGAGUGUGAAAUCAAAUCUUUGCAAACAGUAACUCAAAGGAUGAUGCUAACCGAGGAAGAGAUGGAAGAGGUUGUUUUAAAGAGGUGCUGGCUUGCUCGUUAUUGGAGUUUAUGUGUGCAACAUGGUAUUCAGGCAGAGAUAGCUGGGGCAAAACAUGAAUAUUGGUCAUCAUUUGCCCCUCUUCCUCUUGAAAUUGUAUUAGCUGCUGGACAAAGAGCCAAGGAAGGGGACUUUUCAUCCAACAAUGAUUUAGAAGAAAGAGAAAAGGUCCUGCAAGACUUUAGUGAACUAUCUGGAGAGAGGAAUGUUGAAAGCAUGCUUUUAGUCGAGAAAGGUCUGAGGGAACUGGCUUUAUUAAAGGUAGAGGAUGCAGUUGCAUUUGCUAUGGCUCAACAUCGACUCCAGAAUUCACUAAAAACUGAUGAGGUGAAACUACCAACUGAGGGUCAAUUUGAGGCAUUUGAAUUGAGCCAAGAAGAGUCUGAAGAUGUGCGUUUUAAGCAGGCUUGGCUUACAUAUUUCUGGAGGAGGGCAAUGAACCAUGGAGUGGAACCUGACAUUGCAGAUGAACGUUUGCAGUUCUGGAUCAACCACAGUUCACGUUCCUCCACUUCUCAUGACGCAGUUGACGUUGAGCGUGGCCUCAUGGAGCUGAGGAAGUUAGGCCUCGAGUCACAGUUGUGGAAAAAAUCUCGAGAAGCGCUCGAGUUAGGCUCCACCACCAAGUUGCACAUCGAGUCAGAUUUCUGAUGGAUGGGAAGUUCCCAUAAAUUGCUGGAAUUACUUCUUCAUUAUUCAUUGUAGGGAUCACAUGGCAGAUAAACCUUGCUUGGAGAGGCAUUGUCUAGGGCAAUAUGUUGACCAAACAUCAUUGUUUAACUCACUGAAGCAUUACUGCUGCAAAAAUUUUGUAACAUUUGCUCUGAUCUCUUGCCUUCAAAAAAACAAAAUGUAAGACUCAAAAGAAGAUU